CGCUGCCCUCUCCUGCGACUUGUUGUGCAAGCCACUGCAUCAAUCCGUAUACCUUUCACCAAGCUCCAGACUCAGGCUUCCAAGCAAGUUUGCUUUGCCAAGGCGGCUUUCCCACUGCAUCCUCACCCCUACUUCACCUUCUAGACUGAAGAUGCUUGCUCAGGCUCGUAGCUUUGCCCAGCGGCCCGCCUCUUCCGCGCGUCGGUGCGUGCGACCAUCUCGGGUCACCGUCCGCGCGGUUGCCUACACGUCUGACAUCUCAGAGGAGGCGUAUGUAUGCCUGGGCCUGGCGCAGUGCUUUCGCAAAAGCAGCAAUGGGCUGGUGCCUGUCAACGUCAUCGAGCCCCUGUCCGCGUCCUCGCUGGAGUGCCUUGCAAACGGUGCACGUACCUCUUACAAGACCGUGACGGGCGUGACGUUUGGCGAUGCUAUGCGCCGCAAGCGUGAGACGCUGCCCGAGGCAUUCCAGCAAGCGCCCUUCUGCGAGAACUUCGAGUUCCGCUUGGAGGCCGCUGGCCGCACCUGGUCGCGCUCACACGCGCAGGACAACCUUAUGGACAUUGUGCCGCUGGGCAAGAGCCGCAGCAACUUCAACUUCAGCCUGGAGGACAAGCGCGUGCUGAACAUGGAGAACGUGGUGAACGACAACGACAACAUCAAGCAAGACAUGUCCAUUGACGUGUACGGCCGCAAGAAGGCCGACGACUACGCCGCCAAACAGGCCGCCGACAGCGCAGCCAAGGCGGCGGAGAGCGCGGUGGAGGACAAGAAGCGGCGCGAGGAGGAGGACCUCGACAUGCUGCUGCUGGCGUAAGGCGGUGGCGGUGGAGGCGGCGUGGAGUGAAGACUGGAUUCGAAAUGGAAAAGGACUGGAUGUGUCAGGACUCAGGAAGGCAGAAUGCAGCAGAGCGCAUGGUUACGGGGGGGAAGGGGGGACGUUUGUGCCGCCGCUGAGGAGUGCGGAGCUUUGGAGGAAUGUAGGGACGGCCCCAUGAGGUUGAGGCAGAGAAGAUGGGAGACGCAGGAGCGUGUGGUGUUUGGCAGUGCCUGAUUGGCAUCGUGUGUGCACCGACGUGUCUGUGUGGGGCCAGCGCGGAUCUAUACCAGCCGCAUUUCCUGCUGUUGACGCUUUCACAUUGAGGCGGAGGGGCGGGGUGAUGCGUUGUGCCAGCAGGGCUCUGAUGCCCUUGUGCGGCAAUUGAACAAACUUGAAUCCAACCCGCACAGGCACUCGAAUAAGAUGACGUUUCAAUGUAUGACUGGCCGCUGCUGGUGUGCGCCUGCAGAGUCGGGUAUGGCAGCGACGUGUGUUAUGGUGCCUUUAUUAUAGCAAGGCGGUUCGCAUGCACGCACGUGCCACCUCCUUUCAUGUCAGGCAUCAAUGUAAUUCUAGAUGCAC
Molecule: messenger RNA, 1399 nt
Organism: Chlamydomonas reinhardtii
Lineage: Eukaryota; Viridiplantae; Chlorophyta; Chlorophyceae; Chlamydomonadales; Chlamydomonadaceae
Exons: 6
Coding region: 152-814 (220 amino acids)
Source: RefSeq, a predicted model, not a curated record